AUGUCAAUUUUCGAUGUGGAGUCUCCGGCGCUGUCCUCAUCCUCUUCUUCCGCGCCCUCUCCCGUGCACCUAGACGGAGGCGCGGCGUUCUCCCGCGUGUUCGGUGCCCUGAAGGCCGCGGGGGUGGCCACCGACGGUGACAGCAGCACGGAGAUGGGCGACGAGAGAGAGCAAGACGACGAACCCGGUAAGGUGGAGGAGGAAGAGGAAGACGAGGAGGAGGAGGAGGAGGAGGAGGAGGAGGAGGAGGAGGAGGAGGAGGAGGAGGAGGAGGAGGAGGAGGAGGAGGAGGAGGAGGAGGAGGAGGAGGAGGAGGAGGAGGAGGAGGAGGAGGAGGAGGAGGAGGAGGAGGAGGAGGAGGAGGAGGAGAAGGUAGAGCAACCGAAGGGAGAGGAAAAGGAGGACAUCGACAGUUCGGCCGUCUCAAGGCUGCGCCAGAUGUUCGAACGUUCGGACGGGAAGAAGAGGGCGAUCCUGGAGACCGGCCCAUUCCCCGGGCAGGCGGUUUCGACUAUCGGUGAACCUGCCGGCGAAGACGAAGCUGCCGGGGAGGCGGCGGGUUCGACGGAAUCACCACAAGCCUCCCCGAAAGCUGGAAGCAACUCGGCGGAAGAGGAGGGGGCAAACGCCGCGGGGCUGGCGGCCGAGGAACCGGCAGCAUCCGUGGCGUCCGGCUUUGGGUUCUCGGUGCACAAGUUCUUCUUCGGAUCUCGGACUAAGAGGGACGCCGCGCCGAAGGCUGUCGAAGCGCCCACUCCUCUGGCGGUUGCGGAUGGAGCGGUGGUGGAGCCCUUCGGUGUGGCCGGGCAAAAGGAAUCGUCAGAGACGGGAUCGUUUGGCGACACGAAGCAGGCAGAGCUCGGAGGUUUGCCUGCCGAAGCGAGCGCGAGCACUCAAGCCGUGGCACCGGCCGUGGAAAAAAACGUGCUCCUGGCGGCGAAGGACGUGUACUCUGUACCGGCAGCGAUCGUCGACAUGGACUCGACACCUCAGCUUGGCGGGGCGGCGUCAUCUGCCAGCGUGCACCACUCGUCGACGGAACCGGCAAUCUCGGCUGGUGCUGCUCAAGAAAAAGCUGGCGACCGUACAGGCGAAGAGAUCGGUGUCGACGUCGUGGCGGUGGAGGAGUUGGUACCGGUAGCUCAAAAGGAGUCCCGACAGAACCCACCAGUCACUGUGGGGGCCCCGGCGGUGGUGGGAGUAGCCGCGAUGGCGAGUCAGAGCGAAAAGCCUGCCGCCAAUGUGUCGAUGUUGAACAUAGCUCAGGCCUCCGUUGUGCAAGGUGCUGUGCAUCCCAACGUGCCGGAAGCAAGGAUCGUUCCUAAGGCCGCUGAAACGACCGUGACUGCGGUGGAGGUGACUGCGGUGGAAGCACCGACGGCAAGAGUCUAUGAUGGAGAGGCCACCCACGCCGCUGCUGUUGUCGCGGCGCAGACCAAGGAGAAAAUUGGCGCCUUCGAAGUGGCUCAGGUCGAGUUAAUCGCACCAGAGAUUCCUCCAGUGGACCGGCCGGUGCCUUCUGAUGUUCGCGCAGUUGUGGCAGAAGGUGUGUCAGGUCCGUGUGCGACGGUGGGAGACGAGUUGCCAACGUUAGGAGGAGUGGGACAGACGACAGGGGCGUUACAAGACAUUCGAGACGAAGCACCGCUCCAGGGUGCCAACAGCGAGCAGCAAGCAGUUGCGGCGGCUGUCGAAGACGCAACGACCGCUGGGGACGACGAUGAACCGUAUGUUACUGCGGCGGAAGAGGAGGGGUCGCAGGAUGGAGACCUCGCGCCGCUAGCUUCGGCCACAUUUGACUUGUCUUCACCCACCACAGCGACGAACGACGGGCCCUUGGUCGAGCCUAGCGGGGAUGUACCGGUGAUUCGCGAGGUCGCGCCGCCAGCGACAACCGAGGGCAUGGUCGCAGCUACCGGGGAUGUGCUGGCGCUGGGAAAGACCGCGCCGCCACUGGCGGCACUCAAAUACAUGUCUCCGGAUUCCGAUUGCGGGGUAGUCGCUCCCUCGAGGGCCGGUCCUCUUCCCGAGGUCGCGGCGAAAGCGCCGGACACGGCCAAGAUCGGCCGAUCGCCAAAGAAGACCGUUGACGACCAGCUCGCUCCGGGUGGUGGGGAGAAGGCACUGCCAGAGGAAGGAGAAAUCGAGCAUCAAACUCCUGCCCCCGAGCAGGAAGGCGCACCCAUCCUGGCGAGUUCGCCCUUCGAUGGUACUGCCGUGAACGAGCUGGACGAUUCAGCUGUGCAAGCACCGGGCAAGAUGCCUCAGGUGCAAGGAACGGAGCAGGCGGCAUCAAUGGUCGAGGAUGUUGUCGCUACUGUGGGCCAGGCGAGCGAUAUCGCGCCCAUCGAGGCUGCGGGGGUCAUUCCGGCGGAAUCGCAAGCCAAGCCCACGGCCACGGUGGGGAAACCGAGCGAGGAGAAGGAGGUGAACGUCACAGACGCUACCCCCAUCCUCAGUCGUGUGGCGAGGCUCCGGUUGAUGUAUGAGAAAAACAAAGUGAAGCGAUCCCCCGCUUCACUUUCGACGCGUAAGGUGGAGAAGGACGGAGCGACAGCGCCGACUCAGGCUCCCGGCGAGGUUACGUCUGCGGCGGCGGACCCUGCUCCAACCGUUACCGCUGACGACGUUGCUGCCGCAAGCCCCUUCGAGAACACCACCGCCCCCGAUGUCACCGAGGGGGACACGACCGACGGGAAUGUGCGCGAACCUACUGAGGAACCGGAUAUCGCUCAAGACGAAGAGCCGGUCAAGGCCAUGGAUCCUUCUGCGAGGAAGACAAAGGUUGAGGGUCCCUUCCCCGAGUCAACAACGGAGACAGUUCUCCUGAGGAUAUUUGGAGACGGGCGUGACCGUCCCGCAGUCCUGCCGACAAACGAUACGCCGUCGGACAAGGCCGAGGAGGGACCUCCUGCUGCCGUGGCUGGUGAUGAAACGUGUGCAUAUGGCGAUGAAUCACCAAGCUCGGCCAUCGUGCACCCCGAGGCGCGGCCAUCCUACGGCGAUGCCAGUCAACCUGCAACGGAGACUGCCACGGGAUUGAUAGCGACCAUCCAAUCUUCUGGUGGUGGUGACGCAGACACGUCAACGGCGCGCCUCGAGGACAAUUCCACCCCGGACGUCGGUAUCGCACCCUACAAGCAAACCUCUUCGGUGGCAGCUGACGACGCCCCGAUCGAUGUUAUCCCGGGGCCUACCGUUGCCGACCCCGCUGAUUCUGUGACAACCAAACAGAGACCAAAGAAGGCAGACGGCGAGACCGCCGGGGACGUUCCGUCGAGAACGGCUGAAGAUGUGCAUGCCACUAAGAAGGCGCCAGUCGUGGCGGGGUCGGUGUCCGCGCUGAUAUCGGCGCUCGAGGCGAGUUCAGCGGCACAAACGGAGGAAGAAGCGGCCGCCCCAGUCGUGGACGAGGUACUGCAAUCUGCCACCGACGACCGUUCUCCUUCAGCUCCUGCGGAGGCGACGUCCCUUGUGGACGGUGCAUCCGUGGUCGUUGAAUCGGCCGCCAUGGACUCUGCUGUAUCCGUGGACAAGACGGCGGCCCCGGUUUCGAGCGCAUCAGGACCAGCUCCCGCUGUCAUAGACGAGGUACCCGAACGGGCGGCCGCGGCCGAGGUCCCAUCAAGUACCGGCGAGGUCACGGAGGAGCCAGACGGCACGGAAGCCGACGGCUUGCCGUCUUCGGCGUUGGCUGGAGAGGCAAUUGCUGCAUCCAUCAACGUCGAUGAGGCGGUUCUGCCUGGCCCAGGUGAUGUGGUGCCGGAGGCUGUGGUGGACGUUGCGACGCCGGUGUUAGAAGUCGAGCCGGUGUCAGAGGUGGGCGAGGUAGCGGCCACGAGCUCUGAUGCUGGUGCUGAGGAGGCGGACUCGCCUAUGCCGUCGCUCGUGGAAGAUAUGUCUCCAGCGGGAGAGGAGGAAGCAGAGACGACUGAGUUGGAUGGCGGUACGGUCGAGAAGCCGAUCGAGGCCGUCGAUGGCGUACCCUCCGAGCAACCCACAUCGGUGGCACUAGAAGACUCCCCGAUCGAUGUUGUCCCGGGAACCACUGUGACGGAGCCGUCUGUGUCCGUGGCGGCUGAGGAGAGACCGAAGCAGGCAGACAGCGAUACCGCCGGGGAUGUGGAUGCCACUGAGAAGGUGCCAGUGGCGGCGGGGUCGGUGUCCGCAUUGGUGUCGGCGCUCGAGGAGAAUCCGGCGGCACAAUCGGAGGAAGAGGCGGCCGCCCCCGCCGUGGAUGAGGUUCCACCGUCGGCCACCGACGAAUGUUCUCCUACAGCUCCUGUGGAAGCGAUGUCCGUUGUAGACGAUGCAUCCGUGAUCGUUGAGGCGGCACCUGUGGACCCUGCCGCACCCGUGGAGGAUACACCGGCCGUGGCGUCGAGCGUAUCAGGACCAACUCAGGCUGUCAUAGACGAGGUACCCGAACCGGCGGUGGCGACCGAGGUCCCAUCGAGUAUCGGUGGGUUCACGGAGGAGCCGAAGGGCACGGAAGCCGACGGCUUGCCGUGCUCGGCGCUGGCCGCAGGGGCAAGUGCUGCGUCCAUCGCCGUCGAUGAGCCGGUCCUGUCUGGCCCGGAUGGUGCGGUGCCGGAGGCUGUGAUGGACGUGGCGACGCCGGUGUCAGAGGUGGGUGAGGUAGCGGCGACGUCAUCUGGUACUGAUGCAGAGGAGGCAGACCCGUCUAUUCCGCCGCUGGUGGACGAUUUGUCUCCAGCGGGACCGGAGGAAACAGGGGUGGCGGAGUUGAAUGGUGGUGCGGCCGAGGAGCCGAUCGAGGCGAGUGUGUGA
Molecule: messenger RNA, 4791 nt
Organism: Ectocarpus sp. CCAP 1310/34
Lineage: Eukaryota; Phaeophyceae; Ectocarpales; Ectocarpaceae
Source: the annotation of a GenBank genome assembly